Molecule: messenger RNA, 979 nt
Organism: Salvia splendens (bonfire salvia)
Lineage: Eukaryota; Viridiplantae; Streptophyta; Magnoliopsida; Lamiales; Lamiaceae
Exons: 1
Coding region: 125-736 (203 amino acids)
Source: RefSeq, a predicted model, not a curated record
AUGUUUGCCAAACUGAAGAGCCACAGCGCACUUUAGAAAAAUACCACUAAAAUAUUCCUCUCUCCUCUCUCUCCCUAGAAACAAUACCUUUCUUCGAGAGGAAACAAGGGAAAAGGAAAAACCAAUGGCUACGUCUUCUAGAAGGUCGAGCGCCCCGGUUAUGGCGGGGCACCGCGCCGCCGCUGCCCACCGGAAUUCCUCGUUCAUGACGUCGGAUUCGUCACCGUUCGCCUCGUCCAGCUACUAUUCGUCGUCUCCUUCAGCUGGUUUCUUCAACCAGCGCCGUGCGGCGUCUCCGACGCGCGUCAACCUCCACGGCUUGUCCCCGCCGCCUCCAUCGCGGUCCGUUCGCUUCUCGAUCGACGGAUCUAUAUCGCCGAGGCGAUCGAUCCAGGCGCCGCCGCAGCGGAACCAGGUCGUGCAGAGGAGCGGUGGGAAUAUUCAGAAGAGGACGUGCCUGUGCUCGCCGACGAAUCAUCCAGGUUCGUUUCGAUGCGCUUUGCACAAAAACAGCGGUGGUGGUAAUCAAUCGAUUUCCUACUCUCCGAAUCGGUUGAACAUGAGGCGAUCCGCGAUGACGAAUUCUCUGGUGCGGAUCGGCACCGUGGAGGGAGAUCUGAUGAAGCGAACCCUCGCGGCUUUGAUUCGCCCGUCCUCGCACCAGCAGCGUCGCCGAGCUGAUUUCCGGCCGCGGCAGAGCCGUCUCUCGGCCAUGUCCAGCGCCAACGACAUCUGACGGAGCAAGCCGAAUAUGCAGGCAGGUUGGUUAUACUCGGAAAUCACCAGUCGCUUACGAUCCGCGGCCGCGACACCUGAGCAAUUUUUGGAACAGGGAAGCUGAUGUUUGUGUUGGUUGUACAUAUGAUUUCCAAAUGAAGAACGUAUUGGAUUUGAAACUAGAGCACUCUCGAUCUAACUAAAAAUGAAUCCAAUCGAAUUUCGCAUAGCAAUGAGGAUGAAACUAUAAUUUGAAUCUAAA